GCUCUAGCAUUUGCAGCAGCUAUUGGUAUAACAUUUCUUGUUCUGGGAUGUGCUUUACCACAGUUUAAUAAUUGGUGGCCUUUGUUUGUGUUAUUUUUCUAUUUUCUGGCACCCAUCCCCACGGUGGUGUCAAGAAGACUAUCUUCAUUUGAUAGUGCCAGCAGUGCUUUAGUUGAAUUGUGUAUAUUUAUUACCACAGGAAUAGUUAUCUCGUCAAUAGGCUUACCUAUAGUUUUAGCUCAUGUUGGCACAAUACAAUGGGGUGCUUGUGGGUUAGUGUUAGCAGGAAAUGUUGUAGUGUUUGUAACAAUCAUGGGAUAUUUUGCUGUGUUUGCUAAUGAUGACUUUGAUUAUAACAACUGGUGA
This is a messenger RNA of Lottia gigantea (owl limpet), 366 nucleotides long. RefSeq lists its product as hypothetical. The annotation marks the transcript as partial. NCBI's taxonomy places the organism in Eukaryota, Metazoa, Mollusca, Gastropoda, Lottiidae. Gene Ontology annotation, cellular component: endosome. Gene Ontology annotation, biological process: late endosome to vacuole transport via multivesicular body sorting pathway. The transcript is spliced from 3 exons. The record is from RefSeq and is a predicted model, not a curated record.